Messenger RNA from Penicillium angulare, 1683 nucleotides. RefSeq names its product U2 snRNP complex subunit CUS1. Gene Ontology annotation, cellular component: precatalytic spliceosome; catalytic step 2 spliceosome; nucleus. Lineage: Eukaryota; Fungi; Ascomycota; Eurotiomycetes; Eurotiales; Aspergillaceae. The coding region runs from base 1 to 1683 and encodes 560 amino acids. The transcript is spliced from 2 exons. Gene Ontology annotation, biological process: mRNA splicing, via spliceosome. The record is from RefSeq and is a predicted model, not a curated record.
AUGAAGCAAAGCAAGAAUCAGCUUAGGAGGGCCAAGAAAAAAGCCCAAAAGGUGCAGGCCGUAGGCGAAAUUAGUGAAGAAAAGGCCCAGGAUUCCGAAACAAUAGCCCCUCCACCUCCUACCACCCAGGAUGAUCCGAAGUCCCCUGUCAUUGACGAGUUCGCCGAGUCGAAUGAUCCAUUAUGGGAAAUGUACAAGGGCGUCAUUGACAGAUUCGACGAGACCGCCGACGAAAGCGCUACCGCUAGAGAGGCCGACAAGCCAGAAGUCUUUUUUGAUGAUGCCGACGACAUUCCUGAUGAGGAGCAGGAGAGCGAACCGAAGAUUUCAAAAAAGAAACGAAAAGAAUUGAACAAGCUAUCCGUGGCCGAAUUAAAGGCUAUGGUUCGCAAACCUGAAAUUGUGGAAUGGACAGACACGUCAGCGAACGAUCCUCGGCUCUUAAUUCAUAUAAAGGCCCAUCGUAAUGUGGUUCCGGUUCCUUCUCACUGGUCACUCAAGCGGGAAUACCUCUCUUCCAAACGGGGUGUGGAGAAAGCCCCCUUUGCCCUCCCUAAGUUCAUUCAGGAAACAGGAAUUGCGGAGAUGCGCGAUGCGGCUCUGGACAAGCAAGAUCAGUCAAGUUUGAAGUCAAAACAACGAGAAAGGGUUCAGCCAAAGAUGGGACGGUUGGAUAUCGACUAUCAGAAAUUAUACGAGGCAUUUUUCCGCUUCCAAACCAAGCCGGAGCUGACUCGCUAUGGUGAGAUAUAUUACGAGGGCAAGGAAUAUGAAACCAACCUCAAGCAUCUUCGCCCAGGCGAUCUCAGUGAUGAAUUAAAAGAGGCUCUCAAUAUGCCACCCGGGGCUCCCCCUCCUUGGCUUAUCAACCAACAACGCUAUGGGCCACCUCCAUCCUAUCCUGCCUUGAAAAUUCCCGGUCUCAAUGCACCACCGCCUCCAGGUGCCAUGUGGGGGUACCACCCAGGUGGAUAUGGAAAACCACCUGUGGAUGAACACAACCGACCGCUCUACGGGGGCGAUAUUUUUGGAGUUUUACAGCCGCAGCAAAAUGCUCAGCAAGGAGAGCCGAUCGAAAAGGAUCUCUGGGGCGAGUUGCAGGCAUCUGAGGAGUCCGAGGAGGAAAGCGAGGAGGAGGAGGAAGAGGAAGACGAUGAAGACGCCGAUGAGGAAGAGGAUGCUGGGGCUCAUUCACCUAGUGGUCUAGACACGCCGAGUGGUAUGGCUUCAGCUGUCCCAACUGAAAUCGGAGGUCCAGAGAAUGUUUCUGGGGAAUUCGACGUGCGAAAGCAUCAUAGAGGAACAGAAACGGAAGAGUCUGUUCACCCACGAAGCGCAUAUCAAGUUAUCCCCGAGAGACAAACGAAUGUGCAAGGAUUUUUCGGUGGUGACAGAGCAUAUGAUCUCAGUACGUCGUCAGGCAACCACCCAGUCCUUGGGGUUGACGAUCAAUCCCGAAAACGCAAGAAGCCUGGUGAUGUUGACGUCGCCGUGGAUCUGGAUGCGAUGCAAGCCGGAGGCGGCAUCAGCAAGGAAAGUAUUCAGAACCUGUACGACGCUCAACGACAGCAACAGAAUCAACCACAGUGGAGCAGAAACUUGACAGAUGAAGUUAGCGGUAUGAUUGCCGACGAAAAUCGCAAACGAUUGCGUAAAGAGAGCGAGCGACGAGGCAAGCACUGA